AUGGUCUUCCCUGUUUUUCAGCUGGUAUACCGGGCCAGUCAGCAGCAGGAUCAGGAUGAGAAGAUGGCUGGCUGUGUGUUUCCAAUGGGACCAGAGAGCUUUCAGCGCUUCACGCCGGACUCCCUGGCGGCCAUCGAGCAGCGCAUCGCCGAGGAGGAGGCCCGGCGCAACAAACAGUACCAGGAGGACCUGGGCGACGUGGAGCUCCCCCGGCCCCGCCCAGACCUGGAGGCUGGAAAACAGCUGCCUCGAAUCUUCGCCGACAUCCCGUCUCAUCUGGUGGGCGUUCCCCUGGAGGACAUCGACCCGUACUACUUCAAAGACCAGAGGACCUUCAUAGUCCUGAACAAAGGGAAGGCCAUCUUCCGUUUCAGUGCCACUUCAGCUCUCUACGUCUUCAGCCCCUUCCACCCCAUUCGCAGAAUCGCCAUCAAGAUCCUGGUCCACUCGUUAUUCAGUCUGUUCAUCAUGUGCACCAUCCUGACCAACUGCUGCUUCAUGGCCAUGUCAGAGCCAGCGUACUGGGCCAAGUACCUGGAGUACACCUUCACAGGUAUCUACACCUUCGAAUCCCUCAUUAAGAUCCUGGCCAGGGGCUUCUGCAUCGGACCCUUCACCUUCCUGAGGGAUCCAUGGAACUGGCUGGACUUCAGCGUCAUCGUCAUGGCGCUGUUAACAGAGUUUAUCAAAGUAGGAAACCUGCAGGCGCUGAGAACCUUUAGAGUCCUGAGAGCCCUGAAAACUAUCUCAGUCAUCCCAGGCCUGAAGACCAUCGUCGGCGCUCUGAUCCAGUCGGUGAAGAAGCUGGCGGACGUGAUGAUCCUCACCGUCUUCUGCCUGAGCGUCUUCGCCCUCAUCGGCCUUCAGCUCUUCAUGGGAAACCUGCGGCAGAAAUGCGUUCGCAGCACGGCGCACUGCUUCAACGGCAGCCUCCCGGAAAACACCACCUUCUUCUGCAACAACAAGACCUGGCCUCCCUGA
Sphaeramia orbicularis (orbiculate cardinalfish) is the source of this 981-nucleotide messenger RNA. Its product is annotated as sodium channel protein type 3 subunit alpha-like. Gene Ontology annotation, molecular function: voltage-gated sodium channel activity. Gene Ontology annotation, biological process: sodium ion transmembrane transport; neuronal action potential; membrane depolarization during action potential. Gene Ontology annotation, cellular component: plasma membrane; voltage-gated sodium channel complex. The record is from RefSeq and is a predicted model, not a curated record. The transcript has 7 exons. NCBI's taxonomy places the organism in Eukaryota, Metazoa, Chordata, Actinopteri, Kurtiformes, Apogonidae. Bases 1 to 981 code for a protein of 326 amino acids.